CUACACAUAGUUUGAAAACGUUUACAAUUGAUACCUUCCGCCUUUAUACUAUGUCUACCAACAGCGUGGGUAGAUUGUGUUGAUGUUUCUGUCAAGAUCUGCUUAGCGAAAGACUAUACUAAAUUAAGUUGUGCUAUUUUAGUUUACAAACACAUUAUAAGUAUGAGGUACAGUUUCAAACGUCGCCUCGGGGACCCUAGACCAGAGCCUAACGGUCAUGACAAAAGUGUUCAAGUCAAGCCUGGCAAUGGUUGUAGCCCCGCCUCUAUGUCAAGUCCAAUGAUAAAGUCUCAAUCUGGUCACGUGAUUUGUGAGUCAUCAGGAGCUGAAAUCUGCAGUUGGAGUAAGGCCAGCUGUUUCGAUGAGGAAGGGCCUUUGGAAAUGUGCAGUUGGAGUAAGGCCAACUGUUUCGAUGAGGAAGGGGCUUUGGAAAUGUGCAGUUGGAGUAAGGCCAACUGUUUCGAUGAGGGAGGGGCUUUGGCUCCAGAGACUCCCAGAAGGACAGGUUGGACUGGAAGCUUGAAGGCCGAGAAGCUCUUCGUGUUCUUACAGCACUACUACAAUGGCGUCUUGCCCACCCUGAUUGGCAUAAGCCUCGCCAGCCUGGUCCUGUUAUUGAUGUGCAUUCAGAUGUCUGAUGUGAAAAUGAAAAAUGUGUGCUCGCCUGACGAGUUGAGUGAUCUGAACAUUAUUAGGAAGGAACUGGCGAUCAUGGAACAGCAUGUCCGCAGCAACAACAUGAGCGUGACUUGCGAGGACGUCUUGAAGAAACUCACGCAGCUUGAACUGGACGGCAGACUGAAGACAAGUGUCCUAAAGCAAAUGGUGAGCCAUGUCAUGGACCAGAUACGUGAAAACGGUGAUGUCAUGCUGCUUGGAUAUCCCAAAACUGAGAUGAUAGGAGCAAGCCCAAAUGACUCUAGUCUUCAGAAACUUGAAGCAGACGGCCCUCUCUAUCACGAAUCACACUUGAUCUCCCUCCAUGAUACAAGGAUGUAGAGAGCCGUUCCUAGCCUGGAAUCUAGCUGUGUUUUGGAUGAUCCAUGUGAACCUCUCUUUGUGAUGAGUGCUCGGUCAAUGAGUUAUCAAAUGUUCCGUUUCAAACAAAAUUUGUUAUGAGCCUAUAUGUUGAAUAGUGCAGUAAAUGAAUUUUAUUAAAUAUUCCUUACGAAACACAA
Molecule: messenger RNA, 1178 nt
Organism: Physella acuta
Lineage: Eukaryota; Metazoa; Mollusca; Gastropoda; Physidae
Source: RefSeq, a predicted model, not a curated record